CUUUUUCCCAGCCGUGAUGCCAUGGACCACCAUUUUGCAUCUUCGUGGCUAAAAUCGCUAUCGAACAAACUGGAGUCUUUGGCCGAAUGGUCUUGGGUGGCUGAACGACAAGGCACCACCAACACGCAUCGGCAGCUCUUUCGGGAGUUUUUUUCUGCACCUUUCCAGAAGACUUUGGCGCUGGUUGAUGAGCAGAAGAAGGGUGACUUUCUUCACAUCAUUGAGAAAAACCUCCACAAGUUUGAACCGAAGACACAGCAGUUUCCACUGGGUAGUCUGUGUGCAUUGCUGCAGCAUGGCAAGGACUCCAAAAUCACGCAGGAGAAGGUGAGUGCUUGGGUGGACUUCAUCCUGGACCGGCUCAUGCGCUCGCCAACCACUGCGUCUGAAGUGGCAGAGGAGUGUCUGUCGGCGCCCUUCCAGCGCUUGCUACCGGUGAUGCGUGCGCAGCUGCGCGAUAGCCUGGCGGACGGCCUGGGGGAACAUGUCUUGCCCCACCUGGACCAGGCUUUGCAGAAGAGACUACUGGAUGGUUUGGGCGUUGAAACGCCAGCUUCCGGGACUCCUUUAGGCACUCCCUUGCUGCCAGAACGCAUUGAAGCUUUGGUGGUGAAGUGUACAGAGGAGCUGAAUUCCUGGUUUGUCUCAGCGCCGCGUUUCCCUGCCACACCUUUGGCCUUGGCAGACGCUCUGGCGCGGGCAGAGCAUCCCUUGCUGCGCUUUUUCACCGCGGUGAGGCAACCGCAAAAAAAGGAGGCGUUUCUGGUUGCCGUGGCGCUGUGUUUGCAGAGCCUCCGGCAACGCUUCUCGUGGAUGCGAAUCACAGAGCCAGUUUUGGAGCGGUUGAGUCAUGACCUCCAAAAUCGUCUCUUCUUUGUGCAGAACAAGGGGCCUGUCAUGGAUUUCUGGUUUACCGACCGCAUGAAGAAAUACAACAGCGAGGCCAACGCCCGCAUCGUUGCCAUCUUUGCACAGCCGGGGGUACCGAAAUUGGAGCCCCUGAAGGCCUUGCUUCUGCCGCUGUUUCCGCAGAACGAGGAUGGACCAGGCGAUUGGCUGCAAGUGGACAGCCCAUCAAAAGUGGCAGAUGUGGUGCUGGAGUGGCUGGUAGAGGGAAGCUCCAUCUAUCUGCCACCACACUGCCUUUGGCGAGACACCCUGCUGAGCUUGCUGCGCCGCACUGGUCGCUGGCUAGAGGUGGACGCGACAGGCUCUGUUCGCUUGGCUGCCGUGUCGGGCGGCUUGCCGCCCUUGCCGCCGCCGCCGCCUGGGGCCGCCUCACCGAAAGGUGAUCUUCCAAGCGCGGAGUCACCUGAAGGGGAUGUGGACAAUCUGAUUGAUCUCUUGAUGAAGGAAGCCCUAACCCCCUUGAGCCCUGACAUGCGCUCCAUGGUGCAGAAGAUCGGCCAUGGUGUGUACCGAGUGAGUGGCAAGGAGGUCACACUUCACACCAUCAGUGGCAACCUCUAUGCCUAUCGAAUUGGAGACUCAGUCCAGCACAAACCGGUGAAGACGCUGCUGAUUGAGGAGGGUCUAAUGGCACCUGAGGAAGAACGAACAGGAGCCCCUGCAAGCAACGCUCCGCCAGUGGAUACCUCGUCAGUGGCGCGGAUUGCGCAGAUCUCCCAACAAACUUCAGCCAUGGGAGCGAAGACUGCAGGCAGCUCCGUGGGCACCUUGCCCUUUGGCCUGGGCCGCCCGGUGCCACCGGUGGUGACGCCGCUGCCGGCGCCGGAUCCCAAGGCCCUGAUCUCCAAACGCGUGGAGGCGGCCACGCGUGCGGCCGAUGUGGCAAAACAGGUGCUGAGGCGGCAGAUCGACUUCGAGGAUGAGGAGAAGCUCCGGAAGCUCUUGCUGAAGGGCUUGAAGUACGACAAGCAGUGGUCAGCAGCUUACCAGGAGUACUGCGUUCUACGCCGGGUCUCGCCUGAAGCUGUCCUGAGUGCCGGCAAGGAAUUUAUGGCGACCUUCGUGGAGCAGAAUUUGCCGAACUCCAUCAACACGGAGUGGGCACAGAAGGUGAUCCAUAGCAAGGACAAGAAGGAGAAGAAGGAAAAGAAGGAGGAGAAGAAUAAGGACAAGAAAGAGAAGGAACAGAAGGCUGAAAAGAAAGAGAAGAAGAAGGAAAAGAAGAGAGCAGCGGAAGAGGACGGAGCUGUUGCGGUGGAUCCUCGACAAGUCAGCCGCCGCACAUGAGAAAGUGGCGG
Messenger RNA from Cladocopium goreaui, 2207 nucleotides. NCBI's taxonomy places the organism in Eukaryota, Dinophyceae, Suessiales, Symbiodiniaceae. The record is from the annotation of a GenBank genome assembly.